AUGCUUCUAGAAUGUAGGAACGUUUCCAACGAGCAGCCCAACAUUGAGGACCAGGAUGGAGACAUAUCUGAAUGGCCAACCACAGAGUCCGUCCUCCUUAAUGCAUGCACCCCGGAUUUGGACCAACACACUCAUUUGCAGGAUGGCGGAUGUCAUAAUAAAAUCGGACCCUUUGCAGCUUCUGAAAAUAAAAGCAAGUAUUCGAACAUUGAGGAAUGGAUCAACAGUGACGCCCAGCAAUCAGCCCCCCAGAGAUGCGAAGACGUCAGAGCAAAUGCAUCGCCACAGUCUACUCUUUCCACAUACUCUGAUUCCUCCCUUUUCGACCGCGAGCCCUCCGCCGAAGCCAGCAGACGAGUGAAGAAUAAUGCUGCUUCGCGAAGGUCACGUGCCUGUCGCAAGCAGCGUUUCCAGCUCAUGCAAAUGCGAGUCAAAGAGCUGGAUACUGUCAACAAUGGUCUGCGGGAGACCCUUAGAGGAUUAGAUCGUCUUCUGACAGAGGCCAAGGAAAUACUCUUACAGCAGGCAACCAAGUCCCAGGACUGUGGAAUCAACCGGGACAAUCAGACAUUUGCCUACCUUAACACUGUCCGGAGCUCACCAUUUCAAUCAGAUGACAAGUAA
Molecule: messenger RNA, 624 nt
Organism: Dibothriocephalus latus
Lineage: Eukaryota; Metazoa; Platyhelminthes; Cestoda; Diphyllobothriidea; Diphyllobothriidae
Source: the annotation of a GenBank genome assembly